Messenger RNA from Nematocida ausubeli, 522 nucleotides. RefSeq lists its product as uncharacterized. The transcript has a single exon. The record is from RefSeq and is a predicted model, not a curated record. Lineage: Eukaryota; Fungi; Microsporidia. The coding region runs from base 1 to 522 and encodes 173 amino acids.
AUGCGAGGAAUAAAGGACAUAGACAACACAAUUAAGGAGAUGGAUAAACAAUACGACGCAAACUUUGGUGACUGGGUAAGGAGUGAAGAGAAUUUAGACGUAUUAUCCGUUAACUUAAAGAAAUACGUAUAUAAAUAUGACCAAGAAUUAUUUACUGCAGUAAUUAGUUGGAUAACCAAUGAUUGGGCAUUUAAUUCAAAAGUAAAAUUGAUUUAUAAAGUCUUCAGGGAUGGAUUAUUUCAUACAAAUUCACCGGAAGACAUUCAGAAUUCGAAAGAUUCCAUUUUUAUUAUAAAGAAAAUAAUUAAAAAUUGGAGUGUAUUACAGGUCUCUGAACUAAUUAUUGAAUUUAUAACAGAAAUGGAGAAGGAAGAGAAGAAAUUAUUCUUGUUAUGGGUUUUGGAUGAAGUACCACAUGAUAGGCUGACUGAAAUAUUCAUUAGAAUUGAUAAUUCUGUUGAUUGGGCCUUGAAAAUAACGAUAAUUAAGCAUAAUAAGAUGGGGAAUAUGCAGAAUAAGUGA